Molecule: messenger RNA, 2709 nt
Organism: Juglans regia (Persian walnut)
Lineage: Eukaryota; Viridiplantae; Streptophyta; Magnoliopsida; Fagales; Juglandaceae
Product: boron transporter 1-like
Exons: 12
Coding region: 376-2526 (716 amino acids)
Biological process (GO): monoatomic ion homeostasis; monoatomic anion transport; transmembrane transport
Cellular component (GO): plasma membrane
Molecular function (GO): solute:inorganic anion antiporter activity
Source: RefSeq, a predicted model, not a curated record
ACCAGUAAGCACAUCAAAAAGGUUAUGAUGCUGUAGUUGGUGAUCAACCUACCAAGUGCUUUCUUGUGUAUCAAGUUUAAUAAUUGAUAUCGCUUGCCUUUUAUUUCUUUAAAAAGGCUUUGAAUCAUGCUCCUAGGCGUAUCUGUUAAAUCCUUAAAUUCAUUUACCCAAGCUCCCAUGCGAUUUAGGCCAUCUGCUUGAUUGCCGUUUUUUUGUGAUUCUUCUUGAGUCAGAUACCACUCAGUACUUGCUGCAAAGCUUGCUUUUGUUGUACCUCCUUUGUGUUUUUUAGUCCUUGAUGCCAUUCUAUUCCUUAGAAGCCAUUAGAGAGGGAUCAAGAGCACAGUUUUAACUGAAUCGUACAAAGAUAGAACCAUGGAAGAAACAUUUGUGCCAUUUCGAGGAAUCAAGAAUGACCUUAGAGGAAGAUUAAUGUGUUACAAACAAGAUUGGACGGGUGGAUUUAGAGCAGGCUUCAGGAUUCUGGCUCCCACCACAUACAUAUUUUUCGCUUCAGCAAUACCGGUCAUUUCAUUUGGUGAACAACUGGAGCGAAACACUGAGGGAGUUCUGACGGCAGUUCAAACCUUAGCUUCCACUGCCCUUUGCGGGAUUUUACACUCUAUCAUUGGAGGUCAACCUUUGUUGAUUUUAGGUGUUGCAGAACCCACUGUGAUUAUGUACACAUUCUUGUUUAAUUUUGCUAAAGAGAGACCGGACUUGGGUCGAAAUCUGUUUCUGGCAUGGACUGGAUGGAUAUGUGUCUGGACAGCAUUCUUGCUGUUCUUAUUGUCUAUUUUAGGAGCUUGCUCCAUUAUCAAUAGGUUCACCCGUGUGGCUGGAGAAUUAUUUGGUCUGCUAAUAGCAAUGCUUUUCAUGCAGCAAGCUGUAAAAGGACUGGUAGAAGAGUUUCGCAUCCCAAAGAGAGAAAAUUCAAACUUAACUGAGUUCAUACCUUCAUGGAGAUUUGCAAAUGGCAUGUUUGCUUUGGUUCUAUCAUUUGGCCUUCUGAUAACUGCAUUAAGAAGCCGGAAGGCAAGGUCAUGGCGGUAUGGGGCUGGUUGGAUUCGAAGCCUAAUUGCCGACUAUGGUGUACCGCUUAUGGUGCUGGUCUGGACAGCUGUUUCUUACAUACCAGCCAGCAGUGUUCCGAAAGGGAUCCCACGGCGCCUCUUCAGCCCAAAUCCAUGGUCACCUGGUGCAUAUGAUAAUUGGACAGUCAUUAAGGAUAUGCUGAAUGUUCCUGUUGUCUACAUAAUUGGAGCUUUCAUUCCUGCAACAAUGAUUGCGGUGCUUUAUUAUUUUGACCAUAGCGUAGCAUCUCAACUUGCUCAACAGAAGGAGUUCAAUCUGAGAAAGCCAUCUUCUUACCAUUAUGACUUACUUCUGUUGGGGUUUCUGACUUUAUUGUGUGGUCUUAUUGGAAUUCCUCCAGCAAAUGGAGUUAUCCCACAAUCUCCAAUGCAUACAAAGAGUUUGGCUACUCUCAAGCACCAGUUGCUUCGCAAUAGGCUGGUUGCUACAGCUCGCAGAAGUAUUAGAAGAAAUGCUAGCUUAGGACAGCUGUACGGACAUAUGCAAGAAACCUAUCAACAAAUGCAGACCCCUUUGAUCUACCAGGAGGCCUCAAUUCGGGGACUAAAGGAUUUAAAAGAAUCAACUAUUCAAGCAGCUACAUGUAUGGGACAUAUGGAUGCCCCGGUUGAUGAAACAGUGUUUGAUAUUGAGAAGGAAAUCGAUGAUCUUCUGCCUGUUGAGGUGAAGGAACAGCGUCUCAGUAACUUUCUUCAAUCUAUAAUUGUUGGAGGAUGUGUUGCUGCCAUGCCCUUCCUCAAAAUGAUUCCAACCUCAGUUCUAUGGGGCUACUUUGCAUUCAUGGCAAUUGAAAGUUUACCUGGGAAUCAAUUCUGGGAAAGAAUCUUACUGCUCUUCACGGCACCUAGCAGAAGAUACAAAGUCCUAGAGGAAUACCAUGCAACUUUUGUGGAAACAGUGCCUUUUAAGACAAUAGCAACAUUCACCAUUUUCCAAACAACCUAUUUGCUUAUAUGUUUUGGACUUACAUGGAUUCCAAUUGCCGGACUUAUGUUUCCAUUAAUGAUCAUGCUUUUGGUUCCUGUAAGACAGUACUUUUUGCCCAAGUUUUUCAAAGGGGCUCAUCUUCAAGACUUGGAUGCUGCAGAGUAUGAAGAGGCACCAGCUUUGUCAUUUAACCUUGCAGCAGAAGCAGAGAUUGCUGCUGGAGCUUCCUUUACAGAUGAAGGAGAGAUUUUCGAUGAAGUUAUCACGAGAAGCCGGGGUGAGUUCAGGCAUGUGAGUAGUCCUAAGAUCACAAGCUCCACGGCAACCCCAGCAAAUGACCCUAAAAGCCUUCAAAGCCCGCGCCCCACAUACAGUCCUCGGCUCAGUGAGCUAAGAGGGGAGCUAAGUCCUCGUGCUAGUAGUAGAGGACCACAAAGUCCAAGGACUGGAGAAGUAAGAUUGUCCAAUCUAGGAAAGAGUCCUCCUGAAACAGCAUCAAAAUAGGGAGAAAAACAGACUAGUGUAAACUAGUAAUCCUUUGUAAGUUUAGCUGCUUGUUCGUUUACAUAUUCCAGUCCUGAUUUGUUUUUUUUUUUUUUUUUUUUUUUUGCCUGGAGCACUGUAAAGUCUGCCUUCUUUCUGCUCCUCUACUUCAAGAAGAGAUAUAUAUUAGUGCAUGUUGUUGUA